Molecule: messenger RNA, 3261 nt
Organism: Cinara cedri
Lineage: Eukaryota; Metazoa; Arthropoda; Insecta; Hemiptera; Aphididae
Source: the annotation of a GenBank genome assembly
AUGAAAAAAUAUCGAUUUAAAACAGUAGACUUAGGCUUGGGCAAUGUACACGAAUCGACGUCGCUGCAGCAUAUCGUACGUCGAAUAUUUACCAAAAUAAAUAUUUAUAUAUUUUGUUCCGUUUAUUGUAUAACAGUCUAUAGAUCUGUAGUUUAUCGUGUAUAUAUAUAUAUAUAUAUAUAUAUAUAUAUAUGCAAUUCGAUUUGUACAAAGCACAAUAUUACUUUAUAAUUUAUAAAACAAAACGAGUAUAGAUUCAAUUCAUAUUUAAUUUCUGAUAUCACGAUAUUACAUACAAACGAACCAGCUAUAAGUACUUCCAAGUAUAUAUUAUUAUAUACCUAGUUUUGAAAAACAUGUUUAAACAAUAUCAAAGUUAAGCUAAAAAUAUAUAGAUAUUUAUUGGUUUCAUCAAUUUUUUCGUAUUGACCACAUUCCGUUUAUUAAAAAAAUGCUACAAUAUUUUAAAUAUUUUGAUUGUCUUGCAAUGUAUUAUAAUAAGGUAUACAUUUAUAUACAUUUUAAUAUGUGCAUUCUUUUUUUUUAUUUUCUAUUGUGAUUUCAGUUUGCUGACGAGUUUGUUCUCCAGGUAGCUGGGACCUGGUUGGAAAAAUCGUUGGAUAGCAUUUCAAUUCAUUGGUACCCUCCCAUAGCUGCGCUGUUCAUCGUUCCGUUUAGCAUGGUCCGAGUGAUGAAAUAUAUGGUUCCAUUCUCAUCCAUAGCCAACAUAUGCCUGAUGGCCGGGGCAUUAUCAAUUGUCUGCUACAUGUUCUUUAUAGAUGACAUAUCAGAAAUACUGAGCCCCAGCGAAAAGCCCGUUUACGUGGUUUGGCCAUGGUCUGAAUGGACGCUGUUCGCUGGCAGUGCCCUUUUUUCUAUGGAAGGCGUCGGAAUGGUAAAUAAUGUUAUGAUAAUACAUAUUAAUAAUAGAACCAUGGGUGUUCAUUGGAAAAAUCAAAGGGGAAGACGUCUCUUCUUGGAUUUUCCAUAGGCCUGGAUUUCCCGUCAGUCGUCUCUUAACCAAUAAGAAUAAAAUGAAAACAGAAAAGAAAUUAUUUCACAAAACUGUUUGUGUAGGAACGAAUUCUGCAAAAUAUCAAGAACAACGUUUAAUUAAUAAUGUUUUAGAUGAAAAAUCCGGGUAUUUUUUUUUAAAACACAAAUUCGUCACGUGCCUUAUAAUUGGAGCUAUUGGGAUUUUGAGAAAAUGAUGUUAUAGACAUUUUUUCAUAUUACAUCGGAAAUACUAAUACUAUUGUAAUACGUACGUAUAUAUCCUAUCAUUUUUUGGCGUAAACAUUUUUAAUCGAAAAUCUGUUUAAAGAAGGAAGGCGUGUAUUCAGCGAUAAGGUCUCGGUAUUAUGUAUCGGCCUAUAUUUUCAAGCGAAAUUUAUUAAUGAUUUUUCAAAAAUGUAUCCCGACGGCAAAUAUUAUGUCAUAUUUAAAGAUUCGUUAUGGAAAUAUAAAUUGUCUAACCCUUCCCCCUGCCACUUCUCCUUUAUACGAACAAAUCAGCUUUCAUACCGAACACGCCACCGGCGACCGGUGUUGCGGCUGCAGGCACUUCACAAGCAUUAUAUGAUUUUCUUUAUCGAGACCAACUUAUACAUGCUGUAGUAAUUAAAUAAUAUUACAACCGUUUUUUGAACCACGUACAAGAUCUAAAGAAAUAAGAAUCACAAACAAUAUGCAUAUUUCUAUACGUCGUUUACUUCCUAUACAAACACUUUCGAAAAGCUUUUACGAGUAUUGCUUAUCCUACGAGUAACCUUUUUCGAGGCUUGUCCCAAAAGUAAGAUAUCCAAGCUCUUAGUGGCCAAGGGAAAUUUUAUUUUUCUAAGUUAGUACCAUUUCUGUGAUCGUUAGUUUCUUCUCAUUCCAAGAACAUUUGAACUAGCCGGAUCGGAUGUUUAGUACCUUCGUGACUCGUAAAUAAGAUGAGAGCGUCGUCGUCUUUUGCAUGACAACACUUUACCUCACGUGGCACGUGACACAAAAACGCUUUUGGAAAAGUUCGGUUGGAACAUUCUUCUGCACAAUUAUUUAACUCAUUAUUACACCCUACCAAAAAAUCUGCUCCUUGAAAUCAUAGGGAAGGCAAUUAGUUCCUUUGAUCUCCUUCCAGCUAUCUCGACUUGGUUAUCCCAAUUAAAAUUAUUAGGCACACCUUGCGAAAAAAUGUUGCACAUCACGCCAAUGAAAAAUAUUUGUGAUUAUUACCGUAAUCAUUAAAAUCAUCUAAAAUAUUAACUGGGAACUCUUUCUAAGCACAUUAAGACUAGCUAAUUAUGUACAUAAUUUAAAUUUUCCAAAAAAUUAACCAAUAUAAUAUUUUUGUUUCAAUUGUCGCUAUAACUCAUAAUUUAUUUCAUUUUUGCCAACGUUUAUCAAAAUUUCAUAGUAUUAUCUACUUGUACCUACUAAAAUUACAUGAGUAGAUACUUAUCCGAAUUCAGUUAGUCGGUGUGGGUGGUAUAUACAAAUUUUGGUUCAUUAUUGACAUACUCAUCGCUAGAUUACAAACAAGUCAUGCGUAUGCCUUAGAGCAGCAUACAAUUUAAAAUAAACCAAAGUGGAAAAAUGAAAUUAAUAAUUAUCAUCAAGACCGGCAUUAAAAUGUUCACUUUAGGGAAGAAAUUAUCUUAUGACCACGAUAGUCAUAACGAUUGUUAAAAGUAAACACGAUUCAACGCACCAUUAUGCGAGACCGCAGACUUUAAUUUUAUGAAAAAAUAAAAUAUUAUUUUAAUGAUUCGAUUAGUUGAAUAUCAUGAUGUCAACACGUUUCUUGAGUUACAAUUCUUCAUUUAACGUUGAUCGAUUGCAAAUCGCUUUCUAUCAAGAUUACGAGUGAAUAAUAAAAAGUGAUAAAAGUGAUAAUAUAUUAAAAAUGACGACGCGCAUGAUUGAUACGACGUCAAACACAAUAAUAUUAUUAUUAUGUUUAUGUUUAAAUUUUUCCGCGCUGGUAGUACAAUCUACACCUUACACUACUAUACAAUUAUUAAAUUAUAUUAAUAUAUUUUUGCAUACCUAAUGAAAAUUUAUUUUCGUUUUAUUACAUUUUUUAUAUAGCUGUUGCACAUUGAGAAUGUGAUGGAGAACCCACUUGAAUUAGCUGGGCCUCCAUCUUACACUCUGCAUGUUUCUAUGCUAGUGACUAUCUUGGCCAACAUCUUCAUGGGUCUAUUUGGAUAUAUUAAGUACGGCACCAAAUGUAAAGGAAAUAUUUCGUUGAACUUACCGUUAGGAUACGUGUAA